Molecule: messenger RNA, 1192 nt
Organism: Ricinus communis (castor bean)
Lineage: Eukaryota; Viridiplantae; Streptophyta; Magnoliopsida; Malpighiales; Euphorbiaceae
Exons: 1
Coding region: 220-828 (202 amino acids)
Source: RefSeq, a predicted model, not a curated record
GAAUCUGAUUGAUUACUAAAUUAACCUCUUCUCCUCCGCUAUAUAAUUCAAUGUUAAAACGCAUUUUUAUGUUCAGUCAGAUGGCAAUUCCCCCUAACACCUUUUAUUUGAAUUUUGCCUCUGGACUUUGCCUCUGAAUUGUCUCUAAUCCUAUUUCUUCAGGAUAGAGUGAAUUCAAAACUCAAAAUUAAAAUACCCAGCUCCCUCCUCCUGUAAGAAAUGGAUCUUAUCCAACUUCAAAAGAUCCAUGCAAUUAAUAAAUCCAAGAGGCAUCAACUUCUUGACAGUUUUUUCCUGUAUUCCAUGACAGUGUUAACUUGCAGUCUUUUUUGUUCCAGCCCUCUUUGGUUCCCCUACUUAGUUUCUUCCAUCAAGCUCUUUCUGUUCAUCUCGCUUCCUAAGAUCAGCUCUACACUCCUCAACUCCAAAAUCAUUUUCAUAGUGGGCAAUCUCAUUAUAAUUCUUCUUAUUGGAGAAUCCAAGUUCUUCACUUCAAACUCUAUUCCAGCAGCUACUGAUGCGUACUAUAAUGAAUACGUCAACCGAAAAAGGGGACUCCGAAAUUCAUCUACUCUUGAAGAGAAGAAAGCGACAAAUACAAAUACAUCGUUCAAAGAAAACGCAAGCAAGAGUUGCGAAGGGGUUAAAAAAAUAAAAGUGGAAGUUUGGGAUGAGGGAAAUUCAGAAGUAGCGGAGAAGGAAAGAGAGGAUUUAGAUGGAGAGGAAGAGAUUAGUUUACCUGCUGAGGAAUUGAACAAAAGGGCUGAUGAUUUUAUUGCAAGGGUUAAUAGACAAAGGAUGCAAGAGGCUAGACUGCUACUUUGCUAAGAUACAUUGAAGUGAUCUAGUGAUAUAAAUAUAGGGGGGAGAGGAGAAAUUCCACACACUGUGUGAUGCAAGAAUAACAAGCAUUAUUGGUGGUUGGUGUUGUAGAUUUUAACAAACACUUGGGAGUCUUUUCUAGUACUUUCUUUUUCCUUGUUACUGAGCUUUUGAAGUAAUAGAUGGCCAUGAACAUGACCUUCAGAUUAAAGUUAGAAUCUCAGGAUUAGCUCUAUUUAUGUACUAAAACCUAGUACUAUUAAUUAUGUUUGCAGAUGAUAGAGAGAAAUAGUGGAUCAUCUGAUUCUCAGCUGUUGUAAGAGAUUGUAAUUUUGAAAAGAAUCCUAUGAAUAGUUGUUUUGAACUAAAA